AUGGUUCGCUUGUCCAACUCCUUUGUGCUUAUCGGCAUCCUGGCAUCUGGUGUUGCUGUCGCUACGCCUCAGUUCGAUCAGGAAGCUGAGCUACGUAGGUCAAAAUGCGACAAUGGAUGUUUUGAUGAUUCGUUUCCAGGUGGUUCAUGCACAAAUGACCCAGCUUGCAUGUGCACUCAGAAUAAAUAUCGCGAGGCGUAUUUCUGCUGCAUGGCCAAGAAUUGUGAAGCCCUCGUAUUAACCAGAUCUGUCGAAAGACAACAUGAUGAGUGCCAGGCCAGAAACCUUGACUUCACUUUUGAUGCCGAGAAAGUUUGCGGUAUCAAAUUGGCAACCACUACUUCCACGGCUUCUUCAACAAAAGCUACUGAUGUUACAUCCUCCGCUUCAGAAAUAUCCUCUACAGCGACAGCAAAUACGGCAUUUGAUGUAGAAACCAAGACGAAAUCCGACAAGACCGCGGAAGAUACUGCUCAAGCAUCGCCCACAGAAAGUGCUGCCCCUGUAACUGACGAUGUGCCACAACUGAAGCCUUCUUUGGGCGGCCUGGUACUGGUUAUGGCUUCUGCUUUCUUCUUUUUCUAA
Messenger RNA from Fusarium pseudograminearum CS3096, 585 nucleotides. RefSeq lists its product as uncharacterized. The record is from RefSeq and is a predicted model, not a curated record. Bases 1 to 585 code for a protein of 194 amino acids. NCBI's taxonomy places the organism in Eukaryota, Fungi, Ascomycota, Sordariomycetes, Hypocreales, Nectriaceae. The transcript has 3 exons.